UGGCUGGCGCCGGGGCAGCCCCGGAUGGGGCGGGGCGCGCGGCGCUGCGGCGGCGGCAGCAUGGCGGAGGCGGCGGCGGGGCUGGCGCGCGUGGCCGACGUGGACAUCGACGGCGGCGGCGUGUUUAAGUACGUGCUGGUGCGCGUGCGCGCCGGCGGCGGGGCCGCGGCCGGGAAGGACGUCGUGCGGGGCUACGGCUGGGCCGAGUACCACGCUGACAUAUACGACAAGACGGCGUCGGAGCUGGAGAAGCAGGGGUUCGACUGCGAGUGCGUGGGGGGCGGCAGGAUCUCUCACCAGAGCCGGGAGAAGAAGAUCCACGUCUACGGAUACUCCGUGGGCUUUGGGCGAGCAAAUCACUCCGUGACUACAGAGAAGCUGAAAUCCAAGUAUCCAGACUAUGAGAUCACUUGGGCAAAUGAAGGCUACUGACUUGAUCUGACAAGGCAGCAGCAUCAGCGUCAGCCUGGAGCCGAUAUGGCUGGUGUCUGCAGCUCGGUGUUUAGGGAAAUGACAGCAGGGUUCCUGUGCUCAGCAGCAUAAUGGGCUCUGCUGGUUUUCUCUGUGCUGAGCUCACUGCUCUGAGGAACUUAAAUUCUCCUAGGGAGUUCACCCAUCUCCGCUUUCACUGGACUUCCUCUGGGCCACGGGCUCUCCCCGUCUCCCUGCCACAGCGCAGCAAAGCCUGAGGGUGAAACCUUUAGCGAAGCUGAUGGGAGCUCUGCCCUGGCCUUGCUUGUGGCAGGGGUUUGUCCUGCAUGCGUGUGGCGAGCAUUAAACACGUUGGGCAGCA
Molecule: messenger RNA, 793 nt
Organism: Dromaius novaehollandiae (emu)
Lineage: Eukaryota; Metazoa; Chordata; Aves; Casuariiformes; Dromaiidae
Gene: PHPT1
Product: phosphohistidine phosphatase 1
Exons: 3
Coding region: 25-432 (135 amino acids)
Biological process (GO): peptidyl-histidine dephosphorylation
Cellular component (GO): cytosol
Molecular function (GO): protein histidine phosphatase activity
Source: RefSeq, a predicted model, not a curated record